Molecule: messenger RNA, 1152 nt
Organism: Micromonas pusilla CCMP1545
Lineage: Eukaryota; Viridiplantae; Chlorophyta; Mamiellophyceae; Mamiellales; Mamiellaceae
Exons: 1
Coding region: 1-1152 (383 amino acids)
Source: RefSeq, a predicted model, not a curated record
AUGAGCGUCGCGUCCUCGCCCGCGCGCGGAGGCGCGGAGGGCGAAUUCGGCAACAACGACGACGACUUCGUCGCUUCGCUGCUCUCGCCGCCGCGACGCGCGGACGCGGCGCCGAGCACGGAAGAGAUCAGCGGGUACCUCGCGAUGUACUUCGCGUCCCAGGCGGUCGCGAUGACGCGCAUAAGCGGCAUGAAAGGCGUGAGGGAGCGCGCGAACGAGAUGCGCGACUCGUGCCCGCCGUCUCGCGCGGCGACGGUUCCCAACUCGCCCAUCGUCAAAGCGUCGGCGCCGCCCGCGGCGACGGGGAACGCCCCGCGCGCGGAGGAGCUCGCGGCGGCGAUGAACGCCGCGUUCACGGCCGCGCCCGCGCCCGCGGACGACGACACGCCGUCGUCGUCGGACUCGUCGUCGGCGCCGGAGUCGGCAUCGCGACCCGCGCGUCGAAGGCUCGAGAUGCCGCCGUCGCCCGAGCGCGCGGCGUCGUCGUCGCCGGCGGCGCCGCCGCCGAUGCCGGUCGAGACGAACGAGAUCGAGCGGCCGUCCUCGUCGUCGCGGGAGAACACCCGCCACAGACCUGAAUCGGUAGACAACGUCGGGGACAGCGUGAGCAGCGUGGAAGGCGUCUCCGCGUCGUGGGGGAACGACUCGAGCGACGGCCGCGGCGGCGGCGGCGGCGGGGAAGCGAAGGCGACGACGACGACGACGACGACGACGACGACGACGAUCGAGUCUCCCCCGCGCGCGGACGUCCCCGACGACGCGAAGAGCGAGGCGACGACCGUCGUGAUGACGGACGAGAGAGAGGUGAGCAUCGGCGCGCGCGUGACGUCACCGCGGAAGCGUCGCGCGCGGCGGCGGCGGCGGCGGCGGUUUUCGUUUCCCGUCGCCGUCGACGCCGUCUUCGCGCUCUCGAAGAAGACGGCGUCGGACGUCGCCGCGUUCGCGCUCCGCCCGGAGAAGGCGCUCGCGCAGGUCGCCGCGCUCGCGACGAUGUUUCUCAUCGCGCGAUCGAAGAGACGCCGACGACCGAUGACGUGGGCGAGAGAGCGGCGCGCGGAGGGGGGAGAAGACGACGAGGUGCACGAGAUGUACGUCGCGGACGCGCCGGAGGGAUCGUCCGCUGCGAUGCUUCGCGAAGUGUUCGCCGCGUGA